This is a messenger RNA of Papilio machaon (common yellow swallowtail), 1419 nucleotides long. RefSeq names its product cathepsin L (gene Bcp). Bases 178 to 1203 code for a protein of 341 amino acids. NCBI's taxonomy places the organism in Eukaryota, Metazoa, Arthropoda, Insecta, Lepidoptera, Papilionidae. Gene Ontology annotation, biological process: immune response. Gene Ontology annotation, molecular function: cysteine-type endopeptidase activity. The transcript is spliced from 7 exons. Gene Ontology annotation, cellular component: lysosome. The record is from RefSeq and is a predicted model, not a curated record.
CGGUGAUUCAGGAAUUUUGUUCGUUCUCCUUUAAUAUAGCGUUUUGAAUCAAUUUUUCCUCAAAAGAUUUCUACCAUUUGUAGGGAGUAGUCAUCAUUGUUUAACGCCAUAUUAUUAAAUACGUUGUUCCUACCCUAGAAUAAGUUUUAUUAUAUUCUAGCGAACUUAAGGUUAACCAUGAGAGGCUUAGUAGUACUGCUGUGUGUGGUGGCCGCGGCCAGUGCCGUAUCCUUCUUCGAUCUGGUGAAAGAGGAGUGGAAUGCAUUUAAGAUGGAGCAUCAGAAACAGUACGACAGCGAAGUAGAGGAUAAGUUUAGAAUGAAGAUAUAUGCAGAGAACAAGCACAAGAUAGCCAAGCAUAAUCAGAAGUUUGCACGCGGUCAGGUGUCGUUCAAAUUGAAGCAAAAUAAGUAUGGAGACAUGUUGCACCACGAGUUCGUACACACUAUGAACGGAUUCAAUAAGACAACUAAAAACGGCAAGGGUCUGUUCGGCAAGAGCGCGGGUGAGCGCGGCGCUGUCUUCAUCCCGCCGGCAAACGUACGCAUUCCCGACCACGUGGACUGGCGUAAACAAGGCGCAGUCACAGAGAUUAAGGAUCAGGGCAAAUGCGGCUCAUGCUGGUCCUUCAGUGCGACUGGAGCAUUGGAAGGUCAACACUACCGCAGGACCAACAUCUUGGUCUCUCUCUCGGAGCAGAACCUGAUCGACUGUUCCGCGGCGUAUGGUAACAACGGCUGCAAUGGCGGUCUCAUGGACAAUGCUUUCAAGUACAUCAAAGACAACAGAGGUAUUGACACUGAGAAGAGCUACCCCUAUGAAGGCAUUGAUGAUAAAUGCAGAUACAACCCAAAGAAUGCUGGUGCUGAUGAUGUUGGCUUCAUCGACAUCCCAUCUGGUGAUGAAGGCAAGCUGAUGGCUGCGGUGGCCACAGUGGGCCCCGUCUCUGUCGCCAUUGACGCCUCACAGGAGUCCUUCCAGUUCUACUCCGACGGAGUAUACUUUGACGAGAACUGCUCCUCGUCUUCUCUCGAUCAUGGCGUGCUGGUGGUUGGCUACGGCACUGAUGAAGAUGGUGGUGACUACUGGCUGGUGAAGAACUCGUGGGGUCGCUCCUGGGGCGACCUCGGAUACAUCAAGAUGGCGCGCAACCGCCAAAACCACUGCGGUAUCGCCACCGCAGCAUCCUACCCUCUAGUUUAAUGACCCCACAACACCCGACCCCCACUAUCCCCCUACCACACCAACCCCAAAUCAUACAAAUUGACAUUCAAAGGGAAAGUCAAUAAUUUUUAUUAUGUCACUUUCUUGUCUUGUCAUCUCGAGAACCAUUUUGACUUUGCGUCCUAUUUAUCCAAUAUUUCUAUGUUACGAUAUAAUUUUCAAAUGUGGGCAUAAUCGUGCCCACUGUAUACAAAU